Cottoperca gobio is the source of this 2769-nucleotide messenger RNA. It is a transcript of the gene csgalnact1a, whose product is annotated as chondroitin sulfate N-acetylgalactosaminyltransferase 1a. Lineage: Eukaryota; Metazoa; Chordata; Actinopteri; Perciformes; Bovichtidae. Gene Ontology annotation, molecular function: glucuronosyl-N-acetylgalactosaminyl-proteoglycan 4-beta-N-acetylgalactosaminyltransferase activity. Gene Ontology annotation, cellular component: Golgi cisterna membrane. The record is from RefSeq and is a predicted model, not a curated record.
CAUGUGUCGGCUGUGGACCGGAGGAGGACCGGAGGAGGGCUGCCUGCAGGGACGGGACCUCAGCACCGGGACUAGAGCAAAGAAAGCUCCACGCGGGAUGGAGCCACGCGACGACUGCUGCAACAAGAGGAAAACAACAUGAGGAAACCGCCGCUCGCCACACAGGAUUUGCUUUCUCAUGAAACGCAGCAUUUUUGCUCCCUCCGUCACGCUGCUUCACCCGGGCCGAUGUGAGGAGGACACAUGAGUCACGUAUGAGUGAGACAUGAUGUAACAAUGUUUGAGUCUAACAGCUGAACAUGGAGCUAAUUGGACGAUUAGAAAAGCAGAACGUGUUUUUUCUCAUGUGUUUUAUCUGCCAAUGACAAAACAAUCUCAGGCGGUGGAGAAGCAAUGACCUAAUUUGGAUGACAUGACCUCACACUGAUAAGUAGCCGGCCUCCUCGCUGGGUGAUGGAACACAAUCCCAAAUGGACUCUUAUCAUCGUGCUGCAGUGUGUGAGGUUACAUGAUAUUUCUGUGUGUUUUUUACUGUGAGUUUUGAUGCUACAUGCAGCGAUGCUGCGCCGCGGACUGCUCGCUUGGGUCUCCCGUGUUGGAGGCGUGCUGGUGCUCCUCUGCUGCUCCCUGUCGCUGCUCUAUGUGAUGACCUGCAGUCCACCGCACUCCGUUGACCCUCCGCUGAGCCACGUUCUCCCCCGUGCUGGACCUAACCACGGCAGCCUGGGGGGCACAGGGCCGGGGCUUGGAGCAGGCGUAGGCGGGACAGGAGGAGCUGCUCAAAGCGGCAGACCCCCCGGUGUUCAAUCUUAUCAAGUGCUUCUCCAAGAGCGCGAGGAGCAGCACCGCCUCGACAUCUCCUCCUUGAAGAAGCAGAUAUCUCAGCUCAAGGAGGCUUUGCAGGAGCGUAGCCAGCAGCUGAAAGGAGUGCAGGAGAGCCUGAAGAGGGUGGCCGGGGGCCCGGCAGAGGGACAGGAAGCUGGGGCUGGCUCGCAGGUCGGUGGGCUCGGGGAGGCUCAGGGAGUCAAGAGUCAGCAGGCAGACCUCCAGGAGUUCCUGCGCAGCCAGCUGUCGAAGGCCGAGGUGAGCGCCGGCACCAGGCUCCCCAGCGAGUACGCCGUGGUGCCCUUUGAGAGUUUCACCCUGCAGAGGGUGUACCAGCUGGAGAUGGGGCUGACGCGUCACCCCGAGGAGAAGCCUGUGAGGAAGGACAAGAGAGAGGCGCUGGGGGAGGUUCUGGAGACGGCCCUGAACACGCUCAACACGGCAGCAGCCCAGCAGAGUGCAGCGGAAAAGACUCAAACAAGCAAAGUGUACACACCGUCGGACUUCAUAGAAGGCGUCACCCGCACAGAGAAGGACAAAGGGACGCUGUACGAGCUGACCUUCAGAGGGGAGUCCACUAACGAAUUCAGACGCCUCGUCCUCUUCCGUCCCUUCGGACCGCUGAUGAAGGUGAGAAACGAGCGGGUGGACACGGCCAACAUCCCGAUCAACAUCAUUGUCCCGCUGUCCAGACGCACCGACAAGUUCAAACACUUCAUGCACAACUUCAGGGAAGUGUGUGUGCGUCAGGACGGCCGGGUUCAUCUGACGGUGGUGUAUUUUGGGAAAGAGCAGAUGAGUGAAGUCCGCAGCACGCUGGAGAACACGUCCAGGGAAGUUAACUUUAAGAACUUCACGCUGCUGCAGCUGGACGAGGAGUUCUCUCGGGGCCGGGGGCUCGACGUCGGGGCUCGAGCCUGGAAAGGAGGCAACGUGCUGCUGUUCUUCUGCGACGUGGAUAUCUACUUCACCGCCGACUUCCUCAACACCUGCCGACUCAACACGCAGCCUGGUAAAAAGGUUUUCUACCCGGUGUUGUUCAGCCAGUACAACCCGACUCUGAUCUACGGCAGUCCUGAACACGUCCCACCUGUGGAGCAGCAGCUGGUGAUCAAGAAGGACACAGGGUUCUGGAGGGAUUUCGGUUUCGGCAUGACUUGCCAGUACAGGUCCGACUUCAUCAACAUAGGAGGUUUUGACAUCGACAUCAAAGGCUGGGGUGGCGAAGAUGUCCACCUGUACAGGAAGUACCUCCAUAGCAACCUCCUCGUGGUCCGAGCCCCGUCGCGAGGCCUGUUCCACCUGUGGCACGAGAAGCACUGCGCCGAUGAGCUUCCUCCGGACCAGUACCGCAUGUGCAUGCAGUCCAAGGCCAUGAACGAGGCCUCGCACGGCCAGCUGGGGAUGCUGUUCUUCAGGCACGAGAUCGAAGCUCACCUCCGCAAACAGAAGCAGCAGAACUCAAACCCCAAGAAGACUUGAAGACGUUAAAGACGGUUGGAUUAUAAUCAUCGCAACGACUGCAACAGUUGAAAUGACGCAGAUUAACUGAUUUUAAAGGAAUAGUUUCGCUUCUUGCCGAGGGUCCGAUGAGAUCGAUACCACGCUCAUGUCUGUGGACUGAAGAUGGAGCUCGAGCCAGCAGGUGAUUAGCUUAGCUUAGCAUAAAGACUGGAAACAGAGGGAAACGGCUAGCCUGAAGAAAGAUGCCUUCAGUACGCGUUACAUCUGUAAUCCGAAGCGUGAAAAUGACAGAUGACAAUUUCUUUGUGCCAAUUGUCAAGAAAUAGAAAGGAAAGUAUAAAAUGUUCUUUGGGGAGAGCCCGGCUAGUCUUUAUGCUAAGCUAAGCUAACUUUGUUCUGACUGUAGCUUCAUAUUUAUAUAUAUUACAUCACAUUACAGUUCAUUUGGCUUUUGUCCACAGCGACUGAGUGCAAACAAUC